Molecule: messenger RNA, 711 nt
Organism: Plectropomus leopardus (leopard coralgrouper)
Lineage: Eukaryota; Metazoa; Chordata; Actinopteri; Perciformes; Serranidae
Source: RefSeq, a predicted model, not a curated record
AGUUUCACUACACGCUCGGACAUCACUCACAUACACACAAUGAGCUCUGUCUUUGAACUGAAAACACUUUGAUUUCAUGCACUGGAUAAAAGCAGCCACGGAUUCUUGCUCCAUAUGAGGAAGACAAUCUUGAAAGCACCUUGUCUCCUCUUGAGUCUAUUCACAAAUUUGAAUCUCUGCUCCGGAAAAUUUGGGACACCGAUAACUGAUGAUGUGAGCAAGCUGUCAUUAUUGAAGCAGAAUAUCCCCUCUGAUUAUGAGAUUCCUGUUAGUUACAUUCCCAAAGAAGUGGCUGGCACGUGCUGGGUGGUGUUGAAUAUCUAUCCUUUGGAGCAAAGUCUUCGAAAGCUUGCCAGCAUGUUUGGUGCCAUCUCCUCCAACAAAGAAAACAUCCUUGUCUUCAUUGCGAUGCUGAAGAGUUUACGCUUCACUUUUGACCAUGAGGAACUGGAAACGGCGAUGCAAGUCUUCCAGUGUCACUAUCAGGAAGGGAGCUUAAUGUCAGGUCGUUACUUUGACUACAUCAAAGACAUCUUACAUGCCGCCUCUCAAGGAACAUCCGGCUUCUCGUGCAAGCCACCACCGUGUUUUAAUCCACAACAGACACCAGGAGGUCAGGAGGAGGGCCGUGAGUACAGCUGGUCGAAGAGAACUCCCUUGCUUCUGGCUCUCAUCCCCUUCACAGCUUGUGUUGUUAUCGUAGUGUGGAUG